This is a messenger RNA of Eucalyptus grandis, 893 nucleotides long. Its product is annotated as cell number regulator 2. Lineage: Eukaryota; Viridiplantae; Streptophyta; Magnoliopsida; Myrtales; Myrtaceae. The record is from RefSeq and is a predicted model, not a curated record. The transcript is spliced from 4 exons. The coding region runs from base 225 to 791 and encodes 188 amino acids.
AUGUACCCUUAUCGCAAGACUACCGCGUAGACUAAACAAGCCAUCGCUUUGUGUUAGAAAAGCUAUAGAAUCAAAGCUUGCGCAUUAUAAAUAAGACCGAAGCCACUUGUGAUCAUCUUAGAAACACACCACACUUCCAAUCACGAAGAUCCUACACUUACUUAACCCCCAGUACUCGGCCAUCAUUAUCUUCCACAUCUUACUGAACUAAAAAGGACAUAACCAUGUCGUCCCAGAAAUCGAACCCUCUUCCUCGUUCUCAAGGAUACACGGUCGGCACCGGUUUACCCGUUAAUUAUCUUCAGGAACACCACCACCACCACCACCACCACCACCAUCAUCUUCCGGAGCAACAGAAAAACUCCGUCGCUUGGUCAUCCGAUAUUUUUCAUUGUUGCGACGAUCCAUGCAGCUGUUGCACAACGCUUUUUUGCCCAUGCGUCACUUUUGGGAGGAUCGCGGUGUUCGCGAACGAAGGAUCUUCAUCUUGUGUUGCGAAAGGCGCACUCUACUGUUUAGCUGCUACUUUGACGGGUUGUUUUUUGGGAGGAGCUUGCUGCUGCGGUUGCUGCAAUCGUAGAAGGUUGAAGACUCAAUUCAGAUGGCAACAGAAUGCAUGCGACGAUUGCUAUGUUCAUUGCUGUUGCCAUUGUUGUGCUCUGUGUCAAGAAUAUCGUCACCUCCAGAGCCUCGGCUAUGACCCUUCCAAAGGACGGGAAGGAAAUCGGCAGAUACAUAGCGGCUCGAUGAUUCCACCUCCAAUGCCAAGAAACAUGAGCCCACAUAGCUGAUUAGCGAAGUUCAUACCAGACAUCCAAAUGUUAGGAGACAUUCUAGUACGAUAUGACAUUUUUUAUUCAUAAAUCUAUCAUUACUUUUGUGAAAUUUUGUGG